Molecule: messenger RNA, 1915 nt
Organism: Camellia sinensis
Lineage: Eukaryota; Viridiplantae; Streptophyta; Magnoliopsida; Ericales; Theaceae
Product: RNA polymerase II C-terminal domain phosphatase-like 4
Cellular component (GO): nucleus
Molecular function (GO): RNA polymerase II CTD heptapeptide repeat phosphatase activity
Source: RefSeq, a predicted model, not a curated record
UUAUAAAAAAUUCGCUAAAAUCACAAGAAACCCCAAAAAUUUCAAUUUCCUUAAAAAGGGAAUCCUGAAAAUAAAACCAAAUAUCUUAAACCCUAUAUUAUUAUCUAAUUGGUGAAGAAUAGUUUCCAAUCAAGACAGGGUUGUGACAUAAGCCCUAGAAAUCUCUGCAACGGCAUUCUGUUCCCCCUCCUUUCCCUCCCUCCGGCGAUUAGCUACACCGCACCGUCGUCUGCCGCCGCAACCUCACCGGCGACCACCACAAUUCCUGAUGAGUCUUGUGAAUGAUUCUCCGGUACAUUUGUCAAGCAGUGAAGACUUUGCUGCCUUUCUUGAUGCAGAGUUGAAUUCUACUUCUGACAUAUCGCCUGACCUAGAAGAUGAGGACGAGGAUGACGAUGAUGAUGAGGAUGAUUCUAAGCCCAAUAUUGAGAGGGUUAAAAGGCGGAAGGUGGAGAUGUUGGAAAGCAUGAAGGAUCCUGAGGGUUUGACUCCACACGUAGAAGCAGAAGAAAGUUUAGAAACUUCUGUUAAGAAGGAUAUAUGUACACAUCCUGGUUUUUUUCGUGGAAUGUGUUUACUAUGUGGGCAAGUGAUGGAGGAUGAUGCUGUAGUACGAUUUGGGUAUAUACAUAAGGACUUAAAGCUUGGUAAUGACGAAAUCGCUCGAUUACGGAACAGAGACUUGAAGAAUCUUUCAGGUCAUAAAAAGCUUUACUUGGUUCUUGAUUUAGAUCACACACUGCUUAAUUCAACCCGGCUUCUAGAUAUCAUACCAAAUGAGGAAUACUUAAAGAGCCAAACAGAUUCUAUAGAAGAUGUUUCAAGAGGCAGCUUAUUCAGAUUGGACUCCAUGCAUAUGAUGACCAAAUUGAGGCCCUUUGUUCGCACCUUCUUGAAAGAAGCAAGCAACUUGUUUGAGAUGUAUAUAUACACAAUGGGUGAAUGCUCCUAUGCUUUGGAAAUGGCAAAAUUGCUGGAUCCCGAAAAAAUAUACUUCAGUUCUAGAGUCAUUGCACAAGAUGAUUGUACUCAGAGACAUCAAAAGGGUCUUGAUGUGGUGCUGGGGCAGGAAAGUGCUGUUCUGAUCCUUGACGAUACAGAACCAGUGUGGGCAAAGCACAAGGAGAACCUGAUACUGAUGGAAAGAUAUCAUUUCUUUGCUUCGAGUUGUCGACAUUUUGGCUUCAAUUGUAGAUCUCUUUCUGAGUUGAAAAGUGAUGAAAGUGAUACUGAUGGAGCACUUGCUUCCAUCCUUACAGCCCUUAAGCAGAUACAUAGUACAUUCUUUGACUCAGAACUUGGGGUUAAUCUUUUAGAGAGAGAUGUGAGGCAGGUGAUGAAAACAGUUCGGAAGGAAGUUUUAAAGGGCUGUAAGGUUGUGUUUAGCCGGGUUUUUCCAACUAAAUUCCAGGCUGAAAAUCAGAGUCUUUGGAAGAUGGCUGAGCAGUUGGGAGCUAUAUGCUUGACGGAAGUUGAUUCAUUGGUGACACACGUGAUCUCCACGGACACUGGAACAGAGAAGUCUCGUUGGGCUGUUCAAGAGAAGUUUCUGGUCAAUCCAUGGUGGAUAGAAGCUGCCAACUAUUUAUGGCAAAAGCAACCGGAAGAAAACUUUCCUGUUAACCAAACAAAGAACUAAUAAUAGCAGAUCAACACUAACAUUUCUACUGAUGUUGACAGAUAGCAGAAUUAUUUACUGACAGAGACAUGAAAAUGUAAAUAGAAGUCAUUUUCAUUCAACUUGUGCUCCAGGUGUGAAUUGAGUUGGAUGCAGAAAAAAUUUCCCCUCUUUUUUUGGGAGUUGAAAAUGGUAUUUAAGAUGUGUUUAAUUAGACCGACAGGGAGUAUGAACAUUGUUGUUUGUUGCUAAUACUCAAUUGUUUAAUUGCAUUUGGUCGAUGGCGGUGUUAGUAUA